CGAAGCCAGACGAGUCCAUCUAAGAAAGGUUGUAAUACAAAAAGACCAGAGAUGACCAGGGAAGAGGGAGGAAUGACAAGAGCAAGGAAGGGGGGAUGAGCAGGACGGACUCUGGAGGCAAGAGGAAGGAGGGGGUCGGGGGAAAAGACGCAUCCAACGAGCUCCCGCACAGACACAGAGAGGGAAACAUGAAGAGGAUACGCAGAAGGUGUGAGAACCCAGCGUCGCCGACCAUUGGAGAGAAGGAGCACGACCGCGAGGAGCGGAGAGCAGGAAGAAGAGGUAGAGAACGAAGAGUAGGAAGCAAGGAAGGAGAGGAGGGAAAGGAGGAAGAGGAGAAGGAAGCGGAGGACGAGAGGAGAACAAGAGGAGAACGAGAGGAGAACGAGAGGAGGGAGAGCAGGAGCUGCGAUGGGCCAUACGCGGUGAAAUUGGAUUAGCUUAAGAGUAUGGCCAUUAAACUACCAAAUUCUGACGGAAGGAGAGGAGGGAGAAGAGGAGGGAAAGGAGGGAGAGGAGGGAGAGGAGGGAAAGGAGGGAGAGGAGGAAGAGGAGGAAGAGGCGAAGUAGAGGAGAAAGAAGGGGAAGAGGAGGAGGUGCGAUGGGCCAUACAUAGCGGAAUUGGAUUACUUUUAAGAGUGCGGCCAUUGAUUCACUAAAAACUCACCGGAGACUCAUGUAGUUUAAGAUCGAAUGGCAUCAGCGUUUAAGACAAUCUAGGAAAAGAGGCCUGUAACAGGUGACCGUAAAUUGAAGCAAUUAAUGACGAUCUCAAUAGAUAAAGAUGAAUUCCGAGA
Chara braunii is the source of this 797-nucleotide messenger RNA. NCBI's taxonomy places the organism in Eukaryota, Viridiplantae, Streptophyta, Charophyceae, Charales, Characeae. The record is from the annotation of a GenBank genome assembly.